GCGCACUUUACCGGCGUCCGUAGUGAACGCAGCGGCGACUCAUGAUUCACACGGAGCGGACUCUUCUCCCUCCAGCAGCCGUUUGAAACACAUCGUCCACCGGGUCAACACGAGCCGAAAAAUGUUGGGUCUCAGCGGGUUGUCGGUGGCUCUUGCUCUCGCGCUGGUGCCGGGUCCCGCCGAAGCCCUGAAGGAAGGAGAGUGUGAAGUGUGCGUCACCUUCCUCGGGAAGUUCUACCAGUCGCUCAAGGACAACGACGUGAAGUUCAACAGCGCGGACAUCGAGAAGGCCCUCAUGAAGACCUGCAGGGACGUGAAAGGCAAAGAAAACCGCUUUUGUUACUACAUCGGGGCAACGAGCGACGCGGCCACCAAGAUAAUCAACGAGGUCUCCAAGCCGCUCAGCUACCACGCCCCCGUGGAGAAGAUCUGCGAGAAACUCAAGAAGAAGGACAGUCAGAUCUGCGAACUGAAAUAUGACAAACAGCUGGACCUGACCACGGUGGACCUGAAAAAGCUCAAGGUGAAGGACCUGAAGAAGAUCCUGGAGGAGUGGGGCGAGUCCUGUAAAGGGUGCGCCGAGAAGUCCGACUUCAUCCGCAAAAUCACUGAGCUCAUGCCCCAGUACGCCCCAGCGGCCGCCAAAGUACGGACAGAUCUGUAACACGCCAAAAACAAAACGCAAACGGCCACACACAACUUUGGACUUUAUUUGGACCAGACUGCUGUCCAGUGAGGAGGACCAGGAGCGGAUUUCUGUCUGUCUCUGUAUUUUUUUUUUUUGGAGAAUGUACACUCAUCUGUUAAGCCUACACAGAUAAGACACACACACAGUUAACGAUACUAUAACACACUAUACGUUCAAAUCAAGCAUGAGGGGAACGAACAGGCACGGAAUUCAAGGUUGAAGAUGGAAGUCAAAGCACAUGAGCAGUGAUUAAAAGGGAAAAUUUGAGGUUUUUUUCUGCUUUAUGCAUUCAUACAUCACAGGAAGUGGCCACACGGGGAACAUUUGACUUUGUUCUCCAUCGGCGUUGACACCGUCCAGUCGAAGGAUCUGAGAUGAUGCUCGAACGCACCACAGCGUGGCUCACUGCGCUGCCCGGGAUUUCACAGUCCAUCCAGGAUUUAAAUCCUUCUCCCGACCUCACCCAGCUCUGCUCUCUCAGAUCUUAACACCAGGAUGCUUUUUUGGAAAGUCGUCUGUGUUUUGUUUCCUGUAAAUUUGCUCAACAUAACUUUAAUUGCCAUGACGUUCUCGUGGAGGAGGAUGAGAUCAGCAACCGACUAAAUCGUUUGACAUUUUGGAAAAUUAGAUUAGAGGAUCUGAACAAAAUUUAAAACCACAUUUGUUUUUAAUCUGAAAAAGGGUAUAAAAAAAAAAUGUCGGUGAACCAGCAAACGUUACUUCCCACAGUGUCAAACCUUCGCUUCAUGACCGGAGUUUAAGGACCAGUGUGUUCUGUGUAGGAUUAAGGAGGAUUUAUUGGCAGAGAUUGAAUAUAAUCUUCAAAAUGAUGCUUUCAUAUGUGUAUAAUCACCUGACUCCCUAAGAAUUUCCGUUACCUCAUGUUAAGCUCAUGUUCCACCAUGUUUCUACAGGAGCCCAGAGCGGACAAACCAAACUCUGGCUCCUUUUGUGCUUUUACGAAAGGCAUAUGUAGGUUCUCCUACACAGGGGAGGGGUGAGGUGUGGGGGUAUUACGUUUUGUUGUAAUAUGCAACCUCACCACUAGGUGCCACUAAAUCCCACACGCGGGGCCAAUGACCACUGGCCUUUUGAGACAUUCAGAUCUUCCCUUUUAACCUCCGCUGUCGUCCUUCUGUUAACAGAGUCACCCAUAAUCUGACGCCAAGUCUCAGUCAAACAAAUGUGCACUUAUUAAAAAAUUGAAAUACAGCUACUUGUCAAAAAGCAUUUGCCUCUAAUCCCUGAAAUCCAACAUGUAACCAGUGACACAAUCAGCAGUGAGACAUUAAAUCCAUGUUCCAUUGUUGGUUUGAAGAAAAAGUUUGAAACAACAGUGGACGACAGGACAACAUUAAACCACUGAAUCAGAUCUAACUGAUCUCAGGACGUCCCAGGACGGUUUAGCACCAAACACACUGUGGGAGCGUGGGCGACUUCUGUUAAAGUACACUCAGUUCAUCUUCGACUCAGGAAGUCACAGCAGUCCUUCCACUGUCAGCCAAGUUAGAAAUAUUUAGGUUAGAUAUUUAUUGAGGAUUUUCUUUUUCUUUUUUUUAAACAGAUUUACAUUUUUUCAUGGACGCACAUCUUUCAUUUCUAAUACGUGAUUUUUGUUGUCAUGCUUUGUUUUUGGGGAAUGGUUUUUGUUUAAUUUAGUUGGGACUGUUGUAAGAUCAGUCAGUUUCUGUGCUGCAGCUGUUUAAGUGUAGUGAACAUUGAACCUGGUGGAAUACUGUAACCCUCAGCUGCGAUCCAGUCUAGAAAUGGAUCACGUAAAAACAUGAAAAUUAACGGGGGGGGUGAACAUUUGAUCCUUCUCACAGUCAUCAAUUUCAGCCGUGUAAGAAUAUUCAUGUACCUGAUCAUGGGGAAACAACUUCACAUGUUGCUGUGACGGGUGAAGCUGAUCCGGCCUCCAUCGCUGGCUCCCAAACCCCCCGGGACACGUGUGUUUCAGGACAGAUGAACACUUUAAUGUUUUAAUGUAAGCUUGUACUCAAGAAAGAAAACUUAAAAUAUGCUGUUGUUCCACUUUGCAGUCGGUUGUUACAACUGUAUUAUUCUACUUUUUCAUUAAAAUUUGAAAAACUCCA
Scophthalmus maximus (turbot) is the source of this 2784-nucleotide messenger RNA. RefSeq names its product mesencephalic astrocyte-derived neurotrophic factor (gene manf). The coding region runs from base 122 to 664 and encodes 180 amino acids. The transcript has 4 exons. Lineage: Eukaryota; Metazoa; Chordata; Actinopteri; Pleuronectiformes; Scophthalmidae. Gene Ontology annotation, cellular component: endoplasmic reticulum. The record is from RefSeq and is a predicted model, not a curated record. Gene Ontology annotation, biological process: dopaminergic neuron differentiation; neuron projection development.